Messenger RNA from Dendrobium catenatum, 973 nucleotides. Its product is annotated as ribonuclease 3. The record is from RefSeq and is a predicted model, not a curated record. NCBI's taxonomy places the organism in Eukaryota, Viridiplantae, Streptophyta, Magnoliopsida, Asparagales, Orchidaceae. The coding region runs from base 61 to 810 and encodes 249 amino acids. Gene Ontology annotation, biological process: RNA catabolic process. Gene Ontology annotation, cellular component: extracellular region. The transcript has 4 exons. Gene Ontology annotation, molecular function: ribonuclease T2 activity; RNA binding.
CUUCUUCUCCCAUCACCUUUACAAAGAAGAUAAAGAAGAGUGAACAUUAGCAGUAAAAAGAUGGGCUUCUGCGUAUCAUCUGCUUUUCUCCUAUCACUGAUGCUAAUAAUCUCUCCUUGCUUCGCAGUCCAGAGCUUUGACUACUUCUCCCUAGUUCUCAUGUGGCCUGGAGCUUACUGUGAGCAGACAAAUGCUGGUUGCUGCCUUCCGACGACCGGCGAGCCUGCCGGGGACUUCUUUAUCAAGGAUCUCAUACCCUAUAACUCUAAUGGAGAUUCCAUCACAAAGUGUCAGAACAUAAAUUUUGACUAUAAUCAGAUCUCAGGCUUGAGCCAUGAUCUGGAAACGUACUGGGCCAACAUCAAGUGCCCAAGCAACAAUGGAAGAUCCAACUGGCAAUACAAGUGGAAAAGAUACGGAGUCUGCUCUGGCUUGUCCCAACCAGACUACUUCAAAACAGGUCUGGAUCGCCUGCAAAAGGCAGACAUAGCCUUUCACCUCGUCAAGAAAGGAAUCCAUCCAGAUUACAACUUGUACAAGCUUGCUGAUAUAAAGAGUGCCAUAGCUGAAGGCAUCGGAGCUGAACCUGUAAUAAGAUGCAGCAGGGGUCCAUUCAAUAAGUUCCAGCUGUUUGAGGUGCACAUCUGCAUCGACAGUGAUGGCUCGACGAUCAUUGAAUGCCCCGCAAAGCCUAAGUUCACUUGCUCUGAUGAGAUACUCUUCCACCCCUUCAGGAGCUGGAUGCUUAAUGACACCACGAAAGCCUUUGAGACUAAUUCUAAUAUUCGAAUGCCCAUUGACAAGGAAUGAGAGCUAGAAGAGCAAUGGAGAUUAGUCGUAGAGCCUGCUUUUGAAUAAAGAAUGUACUUGUCCACAGAACACACGUUCUGAUGACAGUCUUUGGCUUGUAAUUUACUGUUUCUUUUUCUUCCAAGUUUGAAGGAAUAUAACCGCGUGUUAAAUUAUCCAAAAA